Sinocyclocheilus rhinocerous is the source of this 4210-nucleotide messenger RNA. RefSeq names its product autism susceptibility gene 2 protein-like. The transcript has 13 exons. The coding region runs from base 1 to 2889 and encodes 962 amino acids. NCBI's taxonomy places the organism in Eukaryota, Metazoa, Chordata, Actinopteri, Cypriniformes, Cyprinidae. The record is from RefSeq and is a predicted model, not a curated record.
AUGACAAAUGUUCCAGAUUGUAGCAUUGACACGCUCUCCACCAAUGCCAGCCAGGAGCUGCGAGGCCUGGGCAUUCCCAAGGUGUCAGGCCUAGAGCGCAGUCAAGAGAAGAGCGAGGAGACAUCCCGUGAACUCUCCUCGGCCACCCCCUCACUGGUGCCCACUUCCCAUCCCAAACCUCCCCUCCCCGCCCCUCUUCACAUCCAGCCACCCCGCUCUAACCGGGGGAUACCCUUGCCCCUAAGCCCAGUCCAAACCCAGCACCCUAUCCCAGACCGUCCACUUAGACCGCUGUCGCCCCCUACCACCCUUCCUCAAACCCAGGGCCAACAGCCCUCUCAGGCACCCCCAGCCCAGCCUCAGCACCCACCUGAGCCUCCACCUCACCCAAGGCCACCUCGAACUCCAGGCAUCUAUAAUCACCCCCCAUCACCAGCGCUACCGUCCCAGCAAAACCCCACCCAACCUGUGCAGCACAGACCGCCCUCUCGUUGCCAUCCGCGCCCAAUCUCGGCCUACAGCAGCAGCCUUACCCUCAACGGCCUGAGCAGCAGUCGAAGCAGCACUCCAGGGAAGCUCCCGGGCCCCUCUCCAGCCCCUCACCUGCACCAUCACCAACCUGCCCCCACUGGGGCAGCAGCCUCCUUCCCCCUGCCCCUGCCGGCAAACCCCACGGCUUCGCAAACCUUCCCCCCCUCCCUGCCGCCCUCCACUCUUCCUCAUCACACCAAUAUGUUUGCAUCGCCUGCUGCUCUGCCUCCACCUCCUCCUCUCACCUCAAACACUCUGCCGGUCCCCGGACACCCAGCUGGGAGUGCCUACUCAGAACAAGACUUUCUCCGGCAGGAAUUAAACACUCGUUUCCUGGCAUCUCAGAGUGCUGAUCGCGGGGCAUCACUGGGUCCUCCUCCAUACCUGCGGACUGAGUUCCACCAGCACCAGCAUCAGCACCAGCACCAGCACACACACCAACACACACACCAGCACACCUUCACCCCUUUCCCCCACUCCAUCAUGCCCACGCCUGCACCACCCAUGUUCGACAAAUACCCCACUAAAGUCGACCCCUUCUACAGACACAGCCUGUUCCACUCUUACCCCCCAGCAGUGUCUGGCAUUCCGCCUGUCAUCCCGCCAACGGGGCCCUUCGGAUCUCUGCAGGGAGCGUUCCAGCCCAAGACCUCAAACCCUCUAGAUGUGGCAGCCAGGCCUGGAGCCGUCCCACACACACUCCUUCAGAAAGACCCUCGGCUGACAGAUCCGUUCCGGCCGGUUCUCAGGAAACCAGGAAAGUGGUGUGCUAUGCAUGUCCAUAUAGCCUGGCAAAUUUACCACCACCAACAGAAAGUAAAGCAGCAGAUGCAGGUUGACCCACACAAGUUGGACUUUGGCCUCAAGCCGGAGUUCUUAAGUCGACCCCCAGGCCCCACCUUUUUUGGAGCUAUCCAUCACCCUCAUGACUUGGCGCGACCUGCAUCGCUUUUCUCAGCAGCAGGGUCCACGCAUCCCUCGGCUGCACCUUUUGGACACCCUCCACAUCAUCCUAGCAACUUUCUUACCCCAGCACCCCACUUAGAGCCCUUCAACAGACCGUCUUCAUUUGGAGGUCUAACCUCAUUAAGCACUGCAGCCUUUGGUGGACUGGGAAACCCAGCACUCGCAUCCAACUCUGUAUUUGGCCACAAAGAUGCACCCAGCGCACAACAGCACUUCAGCGGACCCCACGAGCCAUGGAACAGACUCCACCGGACUCCGCCGUCCUUCCCCACCCCACCUCCCUGGCUCAAACCUGGAGACCCUGAACGCAGCGCGUCGGUCAGCUCCCACGAGAGAGAACGAGAACGAGAAAGGGACAGAGAGAGAGAACGAGAAAGGGACAGAGAGAGAGAACGAGACCUGGACAAGAGGGAUUCAUCAGUCAACAAGGAUGAUAAAGAGCGGUGUGGAUUAUAUUUACAUAGCAGUCACCAGAUAUCAUUUGUCAGUGCAGGCACCAUAGAUCGGGUGAACAGCGGGCUGACUCGAGAUGUUCUGGAGAAGAAGGGCGAUAUCACCUAUGAGAAGAAAAACAGUGAGGUGAAGGUGAAAGAAGAGAGAAAAGAGGAGCAGGAUGGUCCCACAGGGAGAUCCCCGGAGCAGAGAUCCACACCACAAGCACCUCCUCCUGCUGCUCUCCACCCUCCAUCUUCAAUGCCUGUACCCAUGGGCAUGCCCAGUAUGCAUCCCAUAAACAGUAUCAGUAGUCUGGAGAGGACUCGUAUGGUGGCCCCCUUCAUGGGUAUCAGCCCCAUCCCAGGGGCAGAGAGGUUCCCCUAUCCCGCCUUUCAUUGGGAUCCCAUGAGGGACCCUUACCGGGGACUCGAUAUCCACCGGAGGGAUCCGUUAGCUCGAGAUCUGCUACUGCGGAAUGAACCCCUGCACCGGUUAGCAGCGCCGCGCCUUUAUGAAGCAGAGCGCUCGUAUCGGGACCGUGAGCCUCAUGACUUUAACCGAGACCUCCCUCACGGACUGACCUUGGAACAGCGGCGGGAACAAGAGCGGGCGCACAUAGAGGAGCGGGAACGUCUGCACUUGCUCCGAGAAGACUACGAGCAGGGGCGUCUGCACCUGAUGCAUCACCACGCUUUAGACGGACACCUCCCUCACCCGGGUCUCAUGGCCCCUGGACUUCCCAGCAUGCACUACCCCCGUGUUAGCCCCUCCUCUGCCGUAGCUGCCCAGAAUGGAAUCCUCAACAAAACCCCUCCCACCGCAUCACUCAGUGCCCCACCCCCUCUUAUCCCAACCCUGGGAGCGCGUUCCACAUCUCCCAGACGGACUACCCCACUCGGCACUGACAUUAGAGACAGACCCCCUUCACACACACACAAAGACAUCGAGGCACGGUGAGACCCCUGAUGGACUGAAAUGGAACUCAAAAGCAAGCACUUGAGGCUGUAUCAUAUCUGUGUAUAGAUUGUGCAUUACGGAUUGUUGUUUUUUUUUUUUGCAUUUUGCUUUUGUACAAAAGACUGAGAUUUUUCAUGCUCUUUUAUCCUGUUCGUUGCUGUGUAUUCUUAAACAUGUACAGUACACUGAUCUCGAGCAAGUGUACAAGCGCUAGAUCUCCAACAUGGAAAAAAUGGUCUUGGAAUGUACAGGUACCUCAAUACAUUGCAAAAAGGCAGAACUUGUAGAUAUGUGUAAAGUCGGUGUAUUUCUCUCCUUGAGGGAAAAAAAAUUAAGGUACAAUUAUGCAAAUGGGUGUUAUGAAAGCUUUACUUUGAAAUGCUGUACAUAGUGGGCAGUGAUCAAAUGGAUAGCGAGUGCACGGUCUCUGGUUUUAGUUUAAUGCUGCAUAUUAAUGGUUUGGAAAGACCAUAUUGUCCAAGAGAUCACAUCCCUUCUUUCAACUAUGCAACUCAUGCGUGGGUGCUCUCUCUGUAUCACUUUUUCUCUCCUCUAGAGGACAACCAGUCUCUCUACUGAACCCUCUCAUUCUCCUGUUGGAGCAACAGUACAUGCUUACACAUUACUCAGAUUAUGAUUGUUCCUAAAUGGGAUUUUCUGCAAUGAGUUUUACUCGCACAUCUGACAAACAUGUUCCCUAACUUUUGAUCCAGAAACAUGCUUUUGUUAUUCAAGCUAUAAAGAUCUGUGUUGACAAUCCUUACAAAUACACCAAUGUUCCAAGAACCAACAAAACCUAAAUUCUCUGAAUUAAUUACCUCUAAAUGAAAAGUCUGGCAAUUUGAAAAAGCCUGCAAAAUUACAACACAUCCCAUCAUGUCACGAGAAGUUUGAGUACAGAAAGCAGGUCAAUUCUCUGUUGGUCUAACUGUGUAUUAAAGUGUUAUGUAUCUACACAAUGGUAACGUAAGAUGUAAGCUAUGGACAGUUUGUUUUUAUUGAGCAGAGAUCUAUUUUAGUAGUCCAUGGGAGGGAUAGUUGUGCGCUUUUAAACUCUGUGAAAUUCAGAUGAUGUGCAGUGUUUUUUUUUUCAUUAAAUUUUCUUUUUUCUUUUUCUUUUUUUAAAUCAAACAUUAAAAUGUCCACUGAAGCAGUAGUGGGUAGUCAAUACGUAUUGCAAAGAGAUUGUAAGAAACUUUUUUGCUGUUUAUCAUGUACGUAAAAAAUUAAGUCCUUUCUAGAUCAUGUACAAAAAAGGGUGAGGCGACAGCAUGCUCCUCAGUUAAACUUGUGUUAUGUAAAUUGUGCCAUGUUAUUAAAA